CCUCACUCCCCCAUCAUGGCACCCAAGAAGAGUGCCAAGGCGCCCGGCGGCGGCGCAGACAAGGACGGCGCGCAAGAGGAGCCGCUCGCCGCCGUCAUCCUGGCCGACACGUUCUCGCGCGCCUUUGCGCCGCUCGACGUCAGCGCUGCCGCCUCCUCCUCCGCCGAGAGCAUCGAGAGCUGCGCGCUGCUGCGGCCUUUCCUCAAUGUGCCGCUGCUCUCGCUGCACCUGCGCGCCCUCUCGCUCGCGCGCGUCGAGCAGGUGUACAUCCUCAGCAUCUCUCACGCCGAUGUCCUGCGUGAGCACCUCACCGCCCACCCGGCACCUCCCGGCAUGGAGGUGACGACGGUGCGCACGCCCGAGGCCCGCUCUGUCGGCGACUCGCUGCGCGAAAUCGAUGCGCGCCAGGUCAUCCGCGGCGAGUUCCUGCUCGUGCAGCCCGAUGCCAUCGUGGGCAUGGACCUUGCCGCCAUCGUCGAGGCCCACCGCGCACGCAAGCUGAAGGACAAGGACACGGCCAUGACGCUGUGCGCCAUGCAGGUCGGCGAGAAUGCGCGGAGCAGAGGCCUUCAUGCCCCCCUGCACGUCCUCAACGGCAACUCGCAGCUGCUGCACUACGCCGCUCAUGGCGUCGGCAAGGCUGUCGAGAUCCCGAACGAGGUGCUCUUCCUGGAGGAGAAGGAGGGCGGCGAUGGCGAGCUGGAGGUGCGCGCUGACCUGGUGGAGGCGGGCAUCGACGUUUGCGGCGCCGAGGUGCCGCCGCUGUUCUCCGAGAACUUCGACUAUCAGUCGCUGCGCGGCGACUUUGUGCCCGGCAUCCUCACGUCCGACCUGCUUGACUCCAAGAUCUUCAUGCACGUCUGCGGCUCGUCGUCGGGCGCAGCAGCUGGCCCGUCGGUGCAGAAGAACGGCUACGGCGCACGCGCAAGCUCUACGCGCGCCUACGACGCCAUCACGCGCGACGUGCUGGCAGGCGCGGCCCACCCGCUCGUGCCUUCGAGCAACAUCUGGCCGGGCGAGAGACUGGAGAAGAGGGGACGCGCGCUGGUUGGCGCUGGUGUUGCGCUGGACGACACCACUGUGCUCGGCCCGGGCACGCUCGUUGCAGGCGGCGCCAAGCUCGGUGCAGACGUCCGGCUUGCUCGCUCCGUCAUUGGCCCAAGCGUCAGCGUCGGUGCGCACACGGCCAUCAGAGGCUCGCACGUCUGGCACUCGGUCACAAUCGGCGAACGCUGCUCGCUCGACCGCAGCAUCGUUGCGUCCGGAGCUACUCUGCUCGACGGCGUCGUGCUUGGGCGCGGCUGCCUGAUCGGCCCGGGCUGCGUCGUCGGGCCCAACGUCACGCUGCCGCCCUUCUCGCGCGUUGGCGCAAGGGAGCACGGGGAUGACGAUGACGAGGAGUGGUCCGGAAACGCUGCCACGCCGAAAACAGCUGCAGCAGUCGACCCAGCGCUGGGCGCACAAGGGAAGGGCUUCCUGUGGCCCCGCGCUGGCGAGGGCCGCGCAGCGGAGGACGACGAUGACGACGACGAAGAGGAGCUCGAUGCUCCGCUUCACGACUAUCUCGGCGCAGAGGCAGGCGACAUUGACGACGAUGCCAGCGACGACGCCAGCUCCAUCGGCGGCGACUCUGAGCUGCUCGACGAGUGGGAUGGCUCGAGCAUGUCGAGCGUGGAGGACGCAGACAUGCACGAGGGCGCCGUCGGUGCCUCGCUCAUCAUUGGAGGCGACGGUGCCAACGGCGAUGAGACUGCCGCCGACAGAGCAGAGGCCAACGCCCGCCUGGCAGACUUCAAGACGGAGGCCGUUGCAUCACUCAAGCGCGCCUUUGAGGAGGGCCACACGACGGACAAUGCGGCCAUCGAGCUCAAGACGCUGCGCAUGGCGAGCAACGUGCCGCUCUCGGAGGUGCGUCAGGUGGCCAUCAGCUUCAUCCUGGACCGCUGCGAUGCCAAGGACGGCAAGCAGACGGGUGCCAUCCUCGACCGCUGGGGCCCGCUCAUUGAGACGGUUGCCAGCGACGAUGAGAUCGAGGCGGUGGCCAUGAUGCAGACAUACUGUGCGCUGCACACCUCGCACGCGGCGCUCUUCGUGCCGCUGCUCAAGAAGCUCUACAACGACGACCUCGUGUCGGACGAGGCGAUCGUGGCGUGGUGGCGCUCGCCGGCGGCGCGCGACGGCAGCGAGGCCCGUGGCGGCGAGGCAGCGCUGGAGCUGCGCCGGCGCGCCGAGCCCAUCGUGCGCUUCAUCCUCGAGAGCGCCGAGGACAGUGAGGAGGAGAGCGACGAGGAAUAGAUGUGCUCUGUGCUUGC
Messenger RNA from Tilletiopsis washingtonensis, 2312 nucleotides. RefSeq lists its product as hypothetical. Gene Ontology annotation, molecular function: translation initiation factor binding; translation initiation factor activity; guanyl-nucleotide exchange factor activity. Gene Ontology annotation, cellular component: eukaryotic translation initiation factor 2B complex. NCBI's taxonomy places the organism in Eukaryota, Fungi, Basidiomycota, Exobasidiomycetes, Entylomatales. The transcript has 5 exons. The coding region runs from base 16 to 2295 and encodes 759 amino acids. The record is from RefSeq and is a predicted model, not a curated record.